Molecule: messenger RNA, 4816 nt
Organism: Salvelinus sp. IW2-2015
Lineage: Eukaryota; Metazoa; Chordata; Actinopteri; Salmoniformes; Salmonidae
Source: RefSeq, a predicted model, not a curated record
UGAGGCAUCGCCAAUAGGCGGGACUUUGAGAAACUGGAUUGAGCUAAACCAUUGCAUUGRGAACCACAUAGCAGAGCACACGUGAGUUAGUACGGCUCUAGGGAUCAACAGAAAUGAGGGUAGCCUAAGCAGCAACAGCCAUCUAUUUUAACUUGGUGCUAAGUGCAGGCGGUAGUUCGUUGCACGGGCAGAAAUGUGCAUUUGGGACCUGUAGCAUCAACUCCAACGGAUCUCCUAUUUGAAACUUAUGACUUCAUUUUCCGCAUAAUUUUCUGCGUCUUUUUCCAAGGACUUGCAAGUGCAUGCAUGGGCUUUAUCAUUUGGUUUAGGGGCUACCAAAAAGGCUAUACCCUAACAGUUAGAUCAUCGGAACAGCCAGCCUACAUGGUCGGGUAAUUUUUUUAUGAAAGGUAUCCUGGCACACAGUCUGACAUUAUUGACUGGGCAGACAUUUCGUGUGAUGGGACUCUUCAAACUCUGAAGGAGUGCAUCUGAAUUGGGAAGAGAGGGUAGAGGACAAAGAACACUGGGAAACAAGAGGAAGAGAGGAGGAGGAGAAAAAUGGAGGCCAUAUCUUUAGAUCAGUCUGCGACGGUGGAUGAGCUGGUGGAGGCGUGCAUCCAAGCCUUUGAUGAGACGGGCACUUUGAAGGACCCCUCCCUAGUGCGUAUGUUUCUUAUGAUGCACCCUUGGUACCUUCCCUCCACCGACAUGGCAAAGAAACUACUGCUCAAAUCYCAGGAGGAGAGCUGCACUGCUGAGCUCAGGACAAGAAUCUGCCACUUGGUGAAGUACUGGAUCAGUGAGUUCCCAGCGGAGUUCAAUCUGAACCCAGAGCUGGCAGAGCAGAUCAAAGACCUCAAGGACCUCUUGACCACUGAGGGGAACGAGCGGCAGAGUCAGCUCAUCGACAUCGACAGUGUGCCGUCAUACAAGUGGAAGCGUCAGGUGACCCAGAGGCAGCCAUCCAUGUCUAAGAAGAGGAAGAUGUCUCUGCUGUUUGACCACCUGGACUCCAGCGAGCUGGCCACACACCUCACCUACCUGGAGUACAAGUCCUUCUGCAAGAUACUGUUCCAGGACUACCACAGCUUUGUGAUGCAUGGCUGCACGGUAGACAACCCCAUCCUGGAGCGCUUCAUCACACUCUUCAACAGUGUGUCUCAGUGGAUCCAGCUGAUGGUGCUCAGCAAGCCAACCGCCCCCCAGAGGGCUGCAGUCAUCUCCCACUUCAUCAGGGUGGCUCAGAAACUGCUCCAGCUUCAGAACUUCAACACUCUGAUGGCRGUGGUGGGGGGGCUCAGUAACAGCUCCAUAUCUCGCCUCAAAGACACCCAGUCACACAUCAGCAACGAGACCAACAAGGUGUUCAACAGCCUGAUCGAACUGGUGACAUCGUGCGGCAACUACAGCCAGUACCGACGUCGUUUCUCCGACUGCACAGGCUUCCGUUUUCCUAUCCUGGGCGUGCACCUCAAGGACCUGAUCGCCGUGCACGUGGCGCUGUCCGACUGGGCCGACCCGGGCAAGAGCAGGGUCAACCUGGCCAAGAGCCAACAGCUGUAUGUUAUCCUCCAGGAGUUGGCGCUGAUCCAGACCACGCCACCCAGRAUCGAUGCCAACACAGACCUACUUAACCUACUUACGGUGUCUCUGGACCAGUACCACACAGAAGAGGAGAUCUACCAGCUGUCUCUACAGAAAGAGCCACGCAGUGCUAAACCGGCGAACUCCGGCUCCGCCCCUGCUCCUGCCCCCAAGCCAUCGAUGAUUGACGAGUGGGCUGCGUCGGUGAAGCCCAAAGCCGACCCUGCGGUCAUCAACAAACACAUAGAGAAGAUGGUGGACUCUGUCUUCAAGAACUUUGACACGGACGGGGACGGUCACAUCUCCAGGGAGGAGUUUGAGAUCAUCAGGAACAACUUCCCCUACCUCAGCAAGUUUGGAGAACUGGACAAAAACCAAGAUGGGCAGAUCAGCCGGGAAGAGAUGAUCGACUACUUCAUGAAGGCCAGCUCUCUGCUGAACUGUAAGAUGGGCUUCAUCCACACCUUCACAGAGACCACCUACGUCAAACCCACCUUCUGUGAACACUGCGCUGGCUUUAUAUGGGGCUUCUACAAACAGGGAUACAAGUGUAAAGCGUGUGAUAAUUGUCACAAGGCGUGUCGAGGUCGUCUGGCUGUGGAGUGUCGUAAACGGACCAAGAGCAUCAGCCAUGAGCAUGCCCUCCCCUUCAGGCUCGCUCCUACAGCUUCCCCCCCCCCGGCCAACACCCCACUCAGCCUACAGAACACAGUGAUUGUAGAGGAAGAUCUCCAGGCAGUGGAGGAAGGUGUGUUUGAUGUCCAUCUAUAACCAGAUGAUAACCAAUAGGCAGGCCUGGCCUGUUAUGUCCCUUCAGAAGUCCUGCGUACUCUGGCAUUCAUACAGCCAAACACUGUCAGGAGGAAACAACAGUAGUCGGGAGCCAGAAGCCUGCUGGGGUCUGUUCAGCAGGGUACAACGUUACAUAACGCAGAUAUAAAUGUAUCAUCUAGUACAGAUAUGAUUGUCUGUCGUGUAGAAGAGGGAGUCGUUUCAGCUCUAUCCAUUCCAUUUCUAUCUGCAACAUUCAGACUGCCAUUAGGUAGAACAGAUAUGAUUGUCUGUCGUGUAGAAGAGAGAACGUUGGCCACUUUAUUCAAGGCAUGUCACUCACACACAGAGCGAGAGAGAGAGAGAGAGAUGCCGCCACAUAGUGGAAAAAUACUGCAAAUGCAUACCUUACAUUUACUCAAGAUUUCAACUCCCUCAAUUUAAGUGAAUUUGUACGAAAUGUCUUUCUGUGUUAAAUCUAUAUUUUAAAAUCUGUACGUAGGCCCAUGUUUUCAUAUCUCUUACCUAGUUUAAACACUGAAUAGAGACAAUAAAAUCACAGUGUGUUUAAUGUAAUGUUAUUACCUUCAAGUCUAAGUGGUAUGUUUUAGCUCUGCAUUUAGCUACCUGUUGUUAUUAUUAUGUCUAUAUUAAUAACCUAAACGAUGUCUCUCCAAAAUAUAAGAGGUGCUGUUAUUGCCAAGAAAGAAUGCAAAGGCUACAUGCCACCUGGACUUCCAACUGCUUUCUCUGGAAGAAAGCUUUGCUUUGUCGGAGUAGCUUGGUAUCUUGCUUCUUUGUAAACGUUAUGGGAGAAACUUUAAAACACACGGUGUGUUCGAUGUCAGAGAUGAAACGUUUCAGCUCCAGAACUACUGCUGCUUUCGUGGAUUGGGUAUCAAACCGCUAUCUAUCACAACAACAACAACUCACAUGGACUGUGGAGCGUACAUCCUGAAUUUGAAUAGCAUUUGAAUGCUGUUGUAUUUUUGUCCUCCUGUUUACCUGAAUAUCAAUGCUUUUCCUAUGGUAAUUUGACUGUGGUGUGUGUAUGCACGGUAUACUGUUGUAAUACUGUUAUGUUUCAGUGCACCGACACGGGACCUUUCCUCUCUCAGUAACUUUCUAUGUAGUUUGAAACGGUGAAUGUUACACAUUGUCCUGAGAAUUGACAUCUAUUUUAACGUCUAUUUUAAUACGAGACAUGUAAGUCUAUUGUCUUGUCAAGCAUGCUUCAAGGGGAUCCACAUUUGCCAAAAUGUCUUAAGUGUAUUUUUAAUGURGCACGUAUAUUUCUUGUUUUAAUGGCAACAUGAAAUCCUGUAGGCGAGAGACUCUCCUCAAUGUAUUAGUUUGGGGUCUGUYUCCUCUGAGGGAUAGUCCCACAAUGUUCGCUGUUUAUGUAUCUUUGAAUGAAGUACUUCCUCUGGCUUUCAUUAAUACUGUAUUGUAUAUCCUGCUUCUUUACUUAUSUCCAAAACUAAACUGCCAGCCCUACCAUGGCAGUUUCUCCUGGACAAGGGUAUAAUGUGUUACAGUAAGGGAACUAAUGCUUUAAUCUGAUGUCAUGUUGGUAACUCUGUGGACAUGUCUCUGCUGUUUCUGUGUUAAAUGCAGAAUGCAUCACUCUGCUAUUUGUUUUAAGAAAGAUGUACAACAUGAAAGGACUAAUAGCACAGCAACCCAGUGAUGCACCGUGUGUGUUUGUGACUCUUACAGAAUCCAUGCCCGCCACACAUUCCUUGUCUAAAGUUUAUAUCCAACCCACUUUCCCUACCAUCAUAUAGUUGCUUGACGUCCGGUAUUGGAAUUCUUAACCAGCCGGCCAUGCGCUCUGUUAUUACCAAAGAAACUAAGGGCUCUAUUCAAUCCGUAUUGCAGAAGUUACAGCGUGAUUGAAAUUUAAAGGCAAUGUUCCCGCGUUAGCCAAGACUGCAUUCACCUUAAACGUAGUAUGUGCCGACUCAAUCGGAAAUUAAGUUUMCAUUUCUAUCGGGCAAUCUGUAACGCUCCAGCUUCGCCCUCAUGUGGGUGCUAGCAAGCAGGCAAGGUAGUGCUAGAUACCAACAUCCAAUCAAGUCGUGUCUGGAAGCUAUAGUGAGCUUUGCUUGGACAAUAGCGUCGCGAUAGCGCAGAGUAUUUGCAUAAAGUUCAGCUUUCCCCAACUUUGGUCCUGCCUUGUUCACGCUCCCUCGCCCAUGUUCGCAUCGCCCAACAGUCCCCCCCCCCCCCCCCGCACACUUCACUUCCCUCCUUUGAAAAUGAACGGGGCUCCGUUGUUUCAUCGCCCCCCAAUUUGUUAUGUGGAAAUGCACCGUCAGUCGAUAACCUCUAUUUGUUUCCUCAGCUUCCAUCUCACACAUUGAUUCAUGCAGCUAUUUCAUCUGAUGUUAUUGUAUUGAAUAUUUCUGAAUUCUCUCAUGUGGGAUGAAUGGAGAGUUCUUCUCACCUUGCAGUC